ACGUACAGCCAAGAGAAGGAGUAACCAAAUUGCAACAUUCCAACGGCGCUUCAAGUGUUGACAUAUGUUUUCCUAAGGAAGUGUUGUCAUUACACACGAGUGAAGUGAACGAACAUAUCAACCGGUGAAGAAGUAGCCAUCAAAUUAGAAUGCAUCAAAACCAAACAUCCACAAUUACACAUAGAGUCCAAAUUUUAUAAGCACCUGACACUUACAAACAUUUGAGUGCCGUAUCGUCUCUCAUGGAUCACACUAGUAUUUGCACAAGAAUACUGUUAGUGUCUUGAGGACGCAACAAAACAUCAAGCAGAUGUACACCAAGUUAUCCAAUGGCAGGCAAAGAACAGUGUGAUAUAAAAACAUCACUGAAACCCUUCCCCUCUCAUUCUCAGAAAAACUGAAACAAACAAUAUAAUACUGUACACAUGGAAUGGAUAAAUGAUGGCUGGCGGUGUAGGUAUUCCAGGUAUAAAAUGGUGCGGCUCAGAAGGCGACUACAAUGUUAUGGUUAUGGAAUUGUUGGGGCCGUCCUUAGAAGAUCUCUUCAACUUUUGUUCUAGAAAAUUUUCUUUAAAGACAGUUCUCCUCUUAGCAGAUCAACUUAUAACCAGGAUAGAAUAUAUCCAUAGCAAGAAUUUCAUCCACAGAGACAUAAAGCCAGACAACUUCCUCAUGGGCUUGGGAAAAAAAGGAAACCUUGUUUAUAUCAUUGACUUCGGUCUAGCAAAAAAAUACAGAGAUUCUCGUACACAUCAACACAUACCAUAUCGGGAAAACAAAAAUUUAACUGGUACUGCACGUUAUGCCUCUGUUAAUACUCAUCUCGGCAUUGAGCAAAGCAGAAGAGACGACUUGGAGAGUCUAGGGUAUGUGUUGAUGUAUUUCAACAGAGGAUCUCUUCCUUGGCAAGGGCUCAAAGCUGCUACCAAAAGGCAAAAGUAUGAAAGAAUCAGUGAAAAGAAGAUGCAGACGCCUAUUGAGGAGCUCUGCAAAGGAUUUCCUAAUGAGUUCGCAACGUACCUGAAUUUCUGCCGGUCUCUGAGGUUUGAGGAAAAACCAGACUACAGUUACCUGAGGCAGCUCUUCCGCCAGCUCUUCCAUCGUCAGGGUUUUACUUAUGACUAUGUUUUUGACUGGAAUAUGCUCAAAUUUGGUGGUUCACGAAAUCAAGAAAAUGAGGUGGAACGAAGAGAUCGUCAGAGCCACAAACCCCAAGCCACAGGUGCCACAUCCCGGAUACGGCACGACACAACCGUCGGGGGUGUUUUGCCCUCCCCAACAGCGGGAGUGGGUCGACUACGAUCAGGGAGCGAGAGUGAACAACGUGUGAGCAUGAGGGUACAUCGUUCUGGGACUUCCAAUGCACAGACACCUGAGCUCUCAAGACCUACAGAUAGAUGUGUAGAAACUUGGGCCAACAGCGUCAGUCCUCCAGUAUCUGGAGGAGUGAUACGUCGAGGAUCUGCUGGCAGGGAUGGCACCUUUCGAUAUCCAGCAAAAAAGUGAAGAUUAGACAUCCAGUUUAGUUAGGUUCUGCAUAAUGACAUUUGACAGUGCUCCACAUAUUUUAGUCAUCUGAUGCCUUGUGUUGGUCAGUACCACAGCCAUUAAUUUGACUGAACUUGUGAAAGAUUUGUGCAUAGUGGCUGAACAUGUUCAUGACUUACAAAGGUGUGUUGCUGUCAGCAUGGAAAACAUUUUACUGGUCAGCAAAGCUCAAGAUUGUUUCAUAGUGCAUUGAUAGGAUAUAUGAACUUUAGAAUGAUAGCCAUGGCCUUAAUUAUAAUAUUUAUGAAAGUGUGUAAUACAAACUUUAUAUGAAAAUACUGUAAUAUGAGAGGUAAAUGCAUUAAAUGCACUAAUUACUUUUAUCAGUGAUAAUUUUAUAAUUAUUUAUGAGAACUACUGGGGUGCAGCUGUCUUCAGGAUCAACAGUUGUGGGAUAUCCCUGAGUUUUUUAUAUUUUGUGUAAAAUGUACAUUUGCCAGUUAAUAUGGCAUUCUUCACAAAUGCAGAGAUAAUCUUAAGUUGUGUACUUGUCAGUACCAUUGAUCUCAUUGCCUGCAGGUUUUCAUGGGGGCAUAUUUUGUGGUGAAAUCUGUAAGUGUGAUGUAAGGAAAUACAGCCAGACUCCAUUACUAUAACUAUUUUGCAGAUGGUUAAUAUUCAGUCUAUAAAGAGUGAAGUUAAAUUUUUUAAUGCUAUGAAAGCUGUUGAAAUUACUAGUAAAAUUUCAUGAAGUGAUUGAUAUGUACUAAAUAUUGCUUUAUAUUAAGUGCUGAAGGUAGCCAGUAUGACAGCCAUUUUUUUUGUUUCGAUGUCACUUUUAUGACUAGCAUGGAAAUUAAAAAAAACCUUGUACUAUACUGUAUUUAUUACUUAGUUUGUCAGUGAUAUUUUAAAAGUUGUAUUUAUAUUUUUAUUCAAAUAUUUGAUAAAUGAAGUUGUUAAAAAAGCUUGUAAUGGUACUUGCUGUGGUCAAUUUAAUUACACUGUUGUUUUUGUGCUAUUUAAUGCACCUUCUUGUAUAACAAUUGGUAAAUUUCGUAAGUCUUUUUAUAUAUAAUCUAAUAUUUGUAUAUUAUUGGCAAUAGGUUCUGAAUAAUGACAACUUACCCUAUUUUUUUUUAAGAUGCAUUAUAGUGUAGCAGGUCAAGUUUGCUGGCUACAUAUUUUGGCACAAAAUUUUAUUUGUCCACCAAUGUGAGGUUUUGGUCAGUGAUCUUGCAUACACGCUGUAAGGCAUAGGUAGCUUGUUACCAAUUAGUUCUCAAGAAAAAUUAGAAUUUAUGUAAUACGUGUAUGCAUAUAAAUGAUCUUGGCCUUCUCAUUGGCCCUCGACUCCUGGAAGGGAGGGCAUAGUAUCUUAUUUUGAUCUUCCGGGUGCUAAGAUUUAAUUAUAACCCAGUGCUCUGGAAAUUGAGAUAAUUGUUUGUAAAGAAUAAGCAGCUUGCAUUCCUUCACACAUGUUAUUACAGCAUAUUGGAAGCAGGUUUUAAAGGGAGUGAAUCAAAGGUAUGGACAGACUAAGUCUUUUAUUUACAUUGAGUAAAAGGCUUGCUCUUGUUGUGUGAGUGUUUGAUUCAGCAUUUGUCAGCUUCUGCCCAAGUUGCAUACAAGUUUAUAUUGGAGGAAUAAUUUUUUGCGAAUCCUUGUGUGUUAAUACUGCAGAAUUAUUAUUAUUGACAACUUUUGCUUAGAUUUUAUUUUUUCAUAUAUAAUACCGUCUCCUUGACUCACACCUAAAAUUGGUAAAACAUUGUUCUGAUUUUUUAUAGAAUUUUUAGAAAAUAGUGGAAUUUGAUAUUAGUAAACAAAGUGUUUCAUUUAUGAGCUGAUUGCUGUCUAGAACUUGACUGUAAUGUGCAAAGUCAUCAAAUGUCAUGUUUUGGAACUUGGCUAUAUUUAGUAUCAUUAUGGGAAUU
Molecule: messenger RNA, 3425 nt
Organism: Cherax quadricarinatus
Lineage: Eukaryota; Metazoa; Arthropoda; Malacostraca; Decapoda; Parastacidae
Source: RefSeq, a predicted model, not a curated record